AUCACAACAUAAAAUUCGUGAGCGAUAAUAAUCCUUAAAAAAUUGGAUCAUGGCAUCCAAAAAGGGUAGCAAAAAAGGCUCGAAAAAGUCGGUAAAGGAUGUAGAAGAAGCAACUCCACCGGUGGAAGAUAAAAAAGAAGAAGCAACAGAGGAAAAUUCAGAUGAUAAGCAGCAAGAUGCAUCCUCACCAGAGGAACAAGAGCCUGUUAAAGUACCAACUCCGCCUCCAGAAUACGACGAGCCAACUCUGGCAGAAUUAAUCGUAGAACACUAUGAAGGAGAGAAGGUACGUGGUCUCUAUGACAAUGAGGGCGUGGCUUACUUCAGUGGCGGACAUUGCUAUAAGGGUCAGUUUUCACAGGGGUUGAUGCAUGGCAAGGGAACAUAUGAAUGGGCAGAUAAAGUCAAAUAUGAGGGGGAUUUCAAUUUGAAUGAGAUAACAGGUAAAGGUACGUAUACGUGGCCUGAUGGGAGUAUGUAUGAGGGAGAGGUAGAGAAGGGGCGUCGUCAUGGUCAUGGUACAUUCCGCUGUAUGUCAUCACCUUCAUCAUACACAGGACAAUGGCAUCAAGGUCUUAGACAUGGCACAGGCAUCAUUCGCUAUGACACAGAUGGACUGUCCUUUUAUGAGGGUGACUGGGUGAACAACAAACGUAGCGGAUAUGGUGUGAGGCGUUACCGAUCAGGCAACGUCUAUGAAGGAGAGUGGGCAAAUAACAACAGACAUGGACAAGGCAUGAUGAGAUGGGUGGACCUUAAUCAGUCUUUCAAUGGACAAUGGGAUAAUGGUGUUCAGCAUGGUCAUGGAGAGCAUACAUGGUACCUAAAACGUCUUCCUGGUUCACAGUAUCCACUACGCAAUCAGUACAUCGGUGACUUUGUUUACGGUAAACGUCAUGGUUACGGUGUGUUCCUCUAUGCUAAUGGAGCAAAGUACGAAGGAGAAUGGAAGCAUGAUAAGAAGAGUGGUAGGGGUGUCUUCACCUUCAAGAAUGGACGUAUCUUUGAUGGGAUCUUUGUGGAUGAUAGGAUGGCAGAGUACCCUCAGUUCACUAUGGAUGGAACUAAUACUCCUGACAUGUCAGGAAUCAGGACCAGGACUCCAGAUCCAGCAGGACCAGCUCCAGAUCAACACGUAGGAGAUUUGACAGCAAGAACUGAUGAGAGUCGUAACACUCUAGGCCCUUCAUUGACCCUUGACCUUCAGCAUUUACUUGAUGCAUUCAGCGCAGAGGAGAAAGAAGAGGAGCUUCAUCAGGUACUGUUUGUGAUUCUGCGUCACAUGAGCGCACUGAAGAAGGUGUACUCCUACUAUAGUGGUCUUGGACAUGAUGCAUCACCUGAUAAUACCUUCAUCAUGACAAGACUUCAGUUCUGGAGAUUCCUCAAAGAUUCUCGCUUCCACCAUCUUGAUGCAACACUAGCGGAGAUGGAUAGAACUCUGGCUGCAGACAAGACAGCGACUGAUAUCCACUCUCCACUUGACAAGCUUCUGAUGAGAGAAUUCCUCAACCACAUCAUCACGCUCUCUUAUCAUCUCUACAAAGAUCAUUAUCAGUCUGGAUCUGGUCCUGUUCUAGCUUGGUGUCUUUCUAAGGCCAUCACAGAGAAUAUUGUACCCUUUGGGUGUGAUGUCCAGGGUAACUUCUUGUAUGAUGAAGCACAUGCUGUCAACGCUCUAGGAUAUAUGGAUAGAUGCUAUGCGGUCUACCAAGAUAUCAGCAAACCUUCCAAGUACAAGCCACAUGAUUCCGUGCUAAAGAUGCGUGAGUUCCUGUACACACUGAAUGACUAUGGUUUAGUGAAUGAGAACCUCUCAGCAAGGCGUAUCUUAGAGAUCCUGUCCUGUGAUGAUCCAGCUGUAUAUGACUCUAAAGACUGCAAUCUAGAGCUUGAGAUGACGUUCUUGGACUUCUUUGAGGCUGUGAUUGGAUGUGCUAUGUACUAUGUGACAGAAGAAGUGAUUAAAGACCCUAGUACUCCUAGACCAAGUACUGUUAUCUCUAACCAUACACAUACUAGCUAUAGCUCAACUACGCAUGGAUCUACAUCAAGAACUAGUCAUCACAAUGAUGAUGGUGAUGAAACUGCCUCUCCCCGUACAUCUAACUAUGGUUCUCCACCGCUACGAGCGAUGUCUUCAUCUGAGGUCGUAAGGAAAGCAUCUGAUGCUAAAGUUGAGGUACAGGGGUCUAUUGCAGUGACUGACAGCAUGCUGACUGAACAGCCUCCAGAGGGCAGCACAGUGGGUGUCAAUAUCAAAACCUGUAAAUCUGAUGGAGGUACUGAAGCAGGAAAGGGUGUGUCUCUAGUAUCAUUACCAGCAGGAGAGAAUCUAAGCAGUGAUAGUCAGACCCAUCUAUUACAAUCUGUGUUAUCCUUGGGUGCUGAAGAGAUACAGCAACAAGAACCACCAGUUGAGGAGAUGGAGGAAGAGAUGGAUGAAGAGACUAGAAGGUUUAAUUUUUGGACUCAUCAGAUCAACAUCUUCUUCCUGCGGAAACUCUUUCCAGCUCAUGAACACAUGAGGGACGUUGAGAGCAAGAGACUUAUAGUCAGAGACGAGAAGAGGCUUGCUUGUCUCCAGGCCGAGCGUGAACGUGAAGAGCGGCAAAAGAAAAUUCAAGCUCUACAGGAAGCAGAGAGACAAGCUGAAGAAACGAGAGCAUUAGCUCUAGCUGCAGCAGCAUCAGAAACAGGGGCUGGUAAUGAGACUAUUGAUGGAUCACUCAGUGAAGAGAGAGUUGAAAGGUCAAAGUCAAAUAGUUCCACCAAAGGAAAAUGAGGGUCUUUCAUGGAUUCAUUUCAGUGUACCAAUCACCUUAAAACUGAUUUGUGUGUAGCUAGAAUGUAUCAAAUGUACCUCAAAAAACAUUACCUAGCAUUCUAUAGGCUACAGUUCAGGAGUAUGAAGAAAAUAAAGGAUGAUAUUCCACUACUCUGACUUAUUUCACAUGGAGCCAUUUUGGGUUUGUUCAUUCCCAAUUCUCAUCAGCUAAUUUUCCUAACUCUAUAUCAGAACUUCUCAAACAUUUUGGUGAUUGGUACACUAAAGUAAAGUAUGUAUAUAAAGUGCCUACCAAAUGUAAUGUCUAUCUCAAUUUGUGUGAAUAUUGUACAUUGAAAUUUCUGUAUAUAAUGUACAAGUGUAUUAUUAUGUAUAUUUAUAGCAUUAUUGCCUUAAUUCAUAAAUAUAAAGCACCUUGAAUUGAAACAUACUUUGUUUUUACAAAUGGACUGAAGAAUGAAUACUUCCAAUUUCAUCAUUCUCUUUGAUAAAUCUUUUUCGAAAAUAACUUCUUUUUUGGGGGGAGUAAUUUUGCUUGGACCCCCCAAAAAAAAUAAAAGUAAUUAACCAAUUGUCUCUUGGAGCCUUGUGGAUCCUGUAUGAAGCCUAUGGGAAUGAAACAAUUUAGUAGUCAACAGGUUAAUUAAUCAAAUCUUAGCACAACUUUAUUGUUUAAAGGUGAGUUCCAAAGUAUAAGUUUUCAUUUAUGGACUUGCAAAAGUUUGGAUCAUUCCAUUCCACAAAGCUAGUAAGGUACUUUCAAAAGUGAUCUUAUUAACAUUUAAUUUUAUUGUCUUAUUUAUUAUUUGACCCAGAAGAUCAACAGAGCAAACUGAUUUAUAUAUCACAAACAUUUUUUGUUGCGUUUAUAAAAUCUAAAAGGUACAGAGUAUUGUGGAGUGUGGAAGUGAAGAUAUCUCUGUUGAUAUGUUGUGAUUCUGUCUACAAUCUGUCAAUAUAUCUUUGGAUUGAAACGAAAACACAAUUAUUCAUAAUGAAAAGAUUGAAGUGUUAUGUUCACUAUGUUCAUUAGAAAACCAUAUUUCUACAUUAUUCACAUUGCUGUUUGUGUUUAAUAAAUUACUUUCAGAUACGUGUAUAUGAAUGUAAUAGCUAAAGCAAA
Messenger RNA from Strongylocentrotus purpuratus (purple sea urchin), 3911 nucleotides. It is a transcript of the gene rsph10b, whose product is annotated as radial spoke head 10 homolog B. The transcript has 18 exons. NCBI's taxonomy places the organism in Eukaryota, Metazoa, Echinodermata, Echinoidea, Camarodonta, Strongylocentrotidae. The record is from RefSeq and is a predicted model, not a curated record. The coding region runs from base 50 to 2785 and encodes 911 amino acids.